Molecule: messenger RNA, 1082 nt
Organism: Ziziphus jujuba (common jujube)
Lineage: Eukaryota; Viridiplantae; Streptophyta; Magnoliopsida; Rosales; Rhamnaceae
Exons: 3
Coding region: 111-803 (230 amino acids)
Cellular component (GO): mitochondrial matrix
Source: RefSeq, a predicted model, not a curated record
AACUAGAACCCAAAAAAAAAAAAAGUUUAGGGGGUUCGAUCCGACCAUGAUAUUUUAAUUCGGACUAUUACAACUCCUCAAGCGCAGAAGGGAAACCCCAAAGCAAAAGAAUGUGGAGGAAAGUGUUAAGCGGCGCAGUAAAGCAGCGGCCAUGGCGGCUUAUACCAAACCGGAGGUCAAGCUCAUCCUCCGUCUCCUCCGCCGUCAACUCCAUGAUUCUCCGCUCCCUCAAAGAACACUACCACGAAGUCUCCAAGAUGACCCCCCCUCCUAAAGUGAGCCCUCCUUCGCCUUUCACGGUCGUAAAGGGCUCUCUGGAUGGAAACGGCCCGGUGCUAAGGCGAAGCUAUGGCGAAGAGGAGGUUAGCAUAUCUGUAAUGCGGUUGGCCAACAUUAUUCCUGGAGCUGGUGAGGAUAGUGGUGAUGGUGAUGAGGAUGGUGGGAUUAACCAGCUGUUCCUUCAUGUGGAUGUUUCCAAGCCCGGACGGUCGGAUUCUCUGCAUUUUCUUUGUGGGUUAUAUCCUGAUGCUCUGGGGAUUCACUCUGUUUCCAUGAGACCCAAGGUCAAGGCUGAUUCGCUUUCCCUUGCGGUACCCAACACCUACGAUGGCCCUCUUUUCGAAGAUCUGGAUGAAAGGAUGAGAGAUGCAUUUCACAGCUACAUAGAAGAGCGAGGUGUGAAUGAUAGUCUCUUUCCAUUUCUUCAAGCAUGGCUGUAUGUAAAAGAUCAUCGAAAUCUAAUGCGUUGGUUCAAAUCAGUAGGAACAUUCAUCAAUGAAAAUAAAUCAGCUAAAGACACUUAAAUUUAUGAGGUAGUUUAAAAAAAGAUGUAUCUAUCAGCUGUGAUGCUAGAUUGCUUCCAGUUGAGUUAUGCAUCUUCAACAUGGCUUGGUUGUGAGUACAUUGUUACAGUUUUGUAAAAGAAAUGCAGGUACAGGCUAGUAUUUCUCCUGUUUUUGUAAUAGAUAUUUAUGAUGUUUUGACAUUUUAUGCUGUUUUUGCAAAACAUUCUUGUCAUUGGCGGUGUAUAUAAAUUCCCAUAUUUAUAUCUCGAGGAAUACGAUUUGGUAGGACUUUGAUAA